AGGUGCAUAACUGCGGGUGCAAAUGGCGGCGGAAAGAUGAUUUUGACUAUCUUUUGUUCCCUGUUCGGUUAGCCUUAGUACACUACGGUUUUAUAAAAAAAAAUGGACGACCUCGACGCUUUCAUAAGCGGCUCUUACGUCGUGCCCACGGCCUCCAAACCAGCGACUUCGACGAAAACUAACACGACAGCGACAAAGCGAGCUACAACGGGAAGCAAGCAGAAAAAGGCUUCAGGCGCGCCUAGUAGUGCUGCUGUUCGUCCGGUGGGAACAAGCAAAGCCACCCCAUCAUCAAGUGUUGCAAAGCCAAGUCAGCCUGCCUCGUCUUCGAAUGGCGGCCACAUCCAGAAGGAAGGGCAACAUGGUCCUAAGCCAGCAGCAAAUCAUGUUGAUCCUGUCGGCAACAACUACCUCCAGAAAGGGCAUAAACAAGCGCUGGAUGGCAAGAACCACCAGCGAUCGUGGAAAGGAGCACCACAGCCAAAUGCGCAUGUUGACGGCAAGAAGGGUAAGCAAGUCUUCUCGACGUCGAAGGGCAAGGCGGGACGACCACACCAGAGGAGACCUGAUACGAAUGAAAAUAGCGGAUGCGGAAAAGGCUUUCAACAGCCUCCACAAUAUUUUAUCGACUUCGCGCAUGUUCGUUCCAUCGUAGUUCACGCCUUACCACCCUGCACAACGGAGACGACACUUCGGCACCAGUUCCCUGAGAUGGAUAGAGCCUCGAUUCUUCAAGAUAGUGACGGAUAUUGUCGCGGGACAGCCUAUGUCUAUUUCGCGAGUCAUGAAGUGGCUAUGAAAUAUCAUGAGAAGGCGAAAUCGGAGAGCACUGGUGACUAUAAGAAAGGACGACAUCUUCAUCGAGCACCAGGAAAAGGCUGUGGCCAGAAGGGAAGCAGUGGCACGGGCUCUUCGAAUUCGAAGGGCAAGGGAGCUAGCAAAGGUCAAGCUGAGUCUUCUCCGCUUGAAGAUCUGCCUCACACACAGGUUUCACGUAUAGAAGUAUCCGAACCGGCGUGCGAUGAAAGAAAUGCUGAUAAGCACGAACUACACAGGAGCGACUCCAUAGAAAUGUACCUCAACCGCAGACAGCCUAUUUCUGGCGCAGCACAGCGGAUUAAACGUCGCGAGCUUUUGAAGAAACGCAAAGCGGACAAAGCGGAGGCUCAAGCCGCUUUAGACCUUGAGCGUUUAGGCUGGAAAGAAGUAGCCAGGAAAAAGAAGAAGAGGCGGAGAGGGGUUUGUGGGUAUGUUGCGAUGAGUGAAGGAGCUUCCUCGUCAGGAGAUCUUGAGCAUCACAGAGCAAGGUUUGGCGAUAAUAGAGGAACGACGCAAUUGAAAAUGACCAGCACCAGUGAUACUCCUGCUGCAACUACUCCAACUGCUCCUAUCCAGACGAGCUCCAAGCAUGUCGUUUUUGCAGACGAGGACUGCGAGGAUGAAAAAGUCCAUGUUGUACCACCUUUAUCCAGGACACUUGCCGUCGGACAAGCAGUGGUUAUCGAUGCGGAGAGUGCUGGUCGUGCUUGCGAAUUCGGCUACUUUGAGCGUCGAAAGGCAGCCUCAUCCACGGUGAAGCAACUGAAGAGACCAAAGACGCGACAGGCAGUGAAAAAUGUUAUAGCAUCUAUUCUGGCGUCGAAGAAACGGAAACUUCCAGGUACUAUCAUCGAGGAUGCAGUGCCACCAGCGACCAGCGUAUCCUCGAAGUCGAUACGAAACGGAGGAUCCUCAAUUAUACCUCUGGACGCUAGUGAUAAGGAUACACUCGAGACUAUGGAGGACUAUGAUCUCGUGGCCGCGAAAUCGGGACAAAGCGCUGAUGAACUUGACGAGCUUCAAAUUGUUGAAGAUCAAGAAGCUUACCAGGAGGAUGAAGGCAAAAAACGUCGGCGUCUUGAGCUGACCGACUUGCCAGAUGAUGUUUUUCGAGUCGAUUGUGGAAAGCUGAAGCCUUUGUUGACAAUAGGAGAAAAUGACGGACAAGCUGCUGCUGCUGCUGCUGCAACAAACGACUCUUCAACACGACUCCAUUUUGCGCGCAUUUCCUCAGCUGAUAAAGCAAAGGACUCUGUUGUCGUUGUUUCCUCUGUGAAUGGAAAGAUGCGCAGGCAAGAAUUUCCAUACUUUUCAUCAUUGAUAGACGUGAGGUAGCCCUAAACUUGAAAAAACUCCGACAUUUCCCUUGCCCCCAUUUGAUUUGCCUUUCUCAGUAGAAUCUGGCUUGUACUUUCCCCAUUCAUCAUCCUCUACGAUAUUUUUACCCUCCAUUGAGCAAGGUCUAGUCUUCGU
This is a messenger RNA of Amoebophrya sp. A25, 2292 nucleotides long. The record is from the annotation of a GenBank genome assembly. NCBI's taxonomy places the organism in Eukaryota, Dinophyceae, Syndiniales, Amoebophryaceae.